Molecule: messenger RNA, 582 nt
Organism: Triticum dicoccoides
Lineage: Eukaryota; Viridiplantae; Streptophyta; Magnoliopsida; Poales; Poaceae
Exons: 2
Coding region: 56-550 (164 amino acids)
Source: RefSeq, a predicted model, not a curated record
CGCCGUCUGAAGCGUAUAGGCAGAAACGUGUUCAGGUGGCGAGAUCGUCGGAGGGAUGGCGACUCGGGGGGCGACUUCGGGGCUGACUCCGGGGAUCGCCGCUGCUAACUCCGCCGGCCGGUUUUGGGCGCUGGCCGAGGCUGGCACCGGCGACUCUGACGACGACGAUGGCGAUUCGGAUGGCGGGCCUGAGGGCACGUCGUCCCCCACCCCAUCUGAUGCGAUUUGCAAGCCCUGCGGGUGGGAUAUCCUGAGGAAGAGGUGGCUCUGCUGGUGGACAUGGCGAUUCCGUCCGACGAUCCGGCGAGGAGUGGCUUGCGGGCAGAGGACAAGAUCGAAAUCGUUAGACGCGUGGUUCAUCGACGGACGGCGGCUAUAUCGCCGUGGAAGGGGCCCUAAGGUUAUCUUCAGAACCACUGCAUUGAUCCGUAUGUGGUCGCUACUCACUCGAUGGAGGCCAGGGAGUGUUUGGUUACUGGGUCUACCCGAUGAGAGAUGGCAGCACGGAAUAUUUUCAAUCGGUUUGGAUGACGGUCAUCUAAUAGGAUAGGCAUGUAGUGCUCCUACCUUUUGCCAGCCGGU